Rhipicephalus sanguineus (brown dog tick) is the source of this 2460-nucleotide messenger RNA. RefSeq names its product hairy/enhancer-of-split related with YRPW motif protein (gene Hey). Gene Ontology annotation, biological process: anterior/posterior pattern specification; regulation of transcription by RNA polymerase II; regulation of neurogenesis. Gene Ontology annotation, cellular component: nucleus. Gene Ontology annotation, molecular function: DNA-binding transcription factor activity, RNA polymerase II-specific; protein dimerization activity; RNA polymerase II cis-regulatory region sequence-specific DNA binding. The coding region runs from base 549 to 1370 and encodes 273 amino acids. Lineage: Eukaryota; Metazoa; Arthropoda; Arachnida; Ixodida; Ixodidae. The transcript has 4 exons. The record is from RefSeq and is a predicted model, not a curated record.
GAAGCGUCCUCCCCCAGAAAUUAUCGCCGCGUGCUCGAACAACGCGCGAUACCAUCACCAACAGUAGCGGCGCCCGUGCGAAACCGAAACUAAAAUUGCGCGCACCGCGCUCUCCUUCUAUCGUUGCCCGCGUUGGGCACGCUCGCUAACGGAUCCCUCCUCUCCCAAAUCAGCAAGUGCGGGGCGGCCACGCUCCCUGGCCAUUAUGCGGCGGCUGCCGAAAAACUCUUCCCACGGUGGCGGUGCCUGGGCCACCGCCGCGUGGGAAAGCGGCUCCUCCUGCCUGCGACGCGUGUCCCCUCGCCGUCGGUCGGCCGCACGCGCGCCGUAGUGCCACGACGACGACAUGAUGGACUCGGGCGUCCCGGGAGUAAGCGGGGGUGGCGAGGAGGACGCGACCGGCGCCCCGACACGUGCCCGCAACCGGGCCCAGCAUUCGGGAGUCGCGCACGCGACCGAGCGGACGUGCAGCGCGCGCGCCUAGCCUCUGCCGUACCGUUGGACGCCCGCCCGAACGCUGUUGGUGCGCGUGCGACGCCGGCAACGAAAUGUUUUCGUUCGGCCAUUCCGGGACGAGCUCCGGUUCCGGCAGUUGCCAGCUGCUGACCAGGAAGAAAAGACGAGGCAUCAUCGAGAAGAGGCGCCGUGAUCGGAUUAACACCUCCCUGACCGAACUACGUCGACUCGUACCGACGGCAUUCGAGAAGCAGGGAUCUGCCAAGCUCGAGAAAGCCGAAAUCCUGCAGAUGACGGUGGACCAUCUUAAGAUGCUGCACUCCAAAGGUGUGGAUGCAUUCACGUUUGACCCGCACAAGUUCGCUAUGGAUUACCACUCCAUGGGCUUCCGUGAAUGCGCCAGCGAGGUUGCACGCUACCUAGUGGCCAUUGAGGGCAUCGACCUACAAGACCCGCUUCGGCUGCGCCUCAUGAGUCACCUACAGUGCUACUCGACUCAGCGAGAGCUGGCCGCCAAGUCGUCCUGCUGGAGUCCAGCGAGUCCAGCGGCUCCUCACUACCCGACCUCCGGCUCUCCCCAGCCGUCUCCGGCCACUGCUGUGGUGGAGCAGUACGCCUCGGGAAACGAGCCCCCGCGGCUCGAGACCAAGGGCUUCCGGCAGCACCUGCCAGCGGCCACCAGGACGACGCACGUGCCACUCACGCACCCGUCGGCGAGCGCCAUGUUGCCGACAGCGGCGACACAACACGUCCAGGGGGGAAACCAGUACUUCCACGGUGUCGCUGCCGCCCACUUCUCUCCCAUGACUCCCCCGACGUCGUCGACGACGUAUGGCUCGGACCUGUCUCCGCUCUCCUCCGGUUCCGGCGGCGUCAAACCUUACAGACCGUGGGGCAGCGAGAUCGCCUACUGAAUGCUCGAAAUUCCGUGUCUGCCUUCACGACUGCUUUCUAGAAAAGCCUCGCGUUUGCACGAAGUCCCUCCACAUGUACACCGCACCUUGGCUUAAAGCUAAGACGCCCUUGUCAAGAAAAGCAAGUUCGACGGGUCCCUUAGGCCUUCACCGUCCUAUUUCUGGCGUUAGCCGUCGGACGUUGCCGUGAACCAAAAAGAGCCUCCCUCGGUCGCCAUCGACGGCAUGUCUGUUUUAGCGGAGUCGUCAGAACAACUUUGCUCACACCCAUGUUUAGGCGGACCUCAAGUAUGGCACAGCAGCAGUUUGAGCGGCGAACGAAAGGCUCGGAACUGACGUCGACAGUACGCAGACACCGAAAACCAGCGUCGCGGCGGUCCCGGCAACCUGAAGCGAACUCUGUGGUGAGGUCCUCUGACAAUACUUCGUGCGGCGGGAUGUGCGGACUCAGGACUUGGUUAUGUGGUCUCGUGUGUGGUGUGCUAGUCCACGAAAUGUCAUAUAUGUGAACUCCGCGAGAAGGAUGCUUGUCAGGCAGGUGCGCCGCUUUCAAAGAAAAAAAAAAUGUUUUUCGGUGGUGCCAGACAAGGGAAGCCAAAACGAAAAGAUGUCGCGAGAGUACUUAACUAUUUGUGGCACAAGGAAACCUGGUUGAAAAGUCACGCACCGUCACGCAGCAGUGGGUGGGAAAAGCUUAGUAGUGACUUCUUUUGACGCAAACACACCCUUAUGUUUGACGCAAACACCCACCCGAAAGCUCUUACUACUAAGUUUCACCCUGCCACUACUAAGAAUUGUGGAAGCUGUAUGUACGAAUUUUUAUCCUAAUACCUGUGAUAUAUUUAUUUUCAAGAAGACACGAGCUCGUGCCGAAAGAAAUCUGUCUUAAGGGAGCAUCCAGGGUAUAAAUUGUCUGCAACUUGCUAGUCAAAUGUGUACAAGCUGCAGCUAAGCGAAACGCCAAUAUUUAUCUCCAGCGUAACAUAUCCAAAGUUUACGAAAACACAGUAGCAAUGUAAUAAAGGUUUGAUACUUCAGCAAUCGCGCUCGAACCCUGCAGUGCGGCGCUAAAAUUGUUCAUCUGAGCGCG